AUGGAGGGCAUAGAGGGGCCUCAGAGUCAGAGCCUGGUCGAGUAUUAUGGUACUCAGCAUCAGAAUUCAAUCCAGAAUCAACCACAAAUGCAAGCUGCAUUCAACAAUUUGAACAAUAUGAAUAGUUUCCGUGUCCCUACUCAACCCAAUAAUAACGAACAUCAGCAACACCAACAACCCCAAGAACAACAACCUGAUGAUGAGGAAUUACAUGAACAACAACAAGAACAAGAAGAAGAGCAACAGCCUGUAGCUGAAGAACCACUAUACGUCAAUGCCAAACAAUAUCAUCGAAUACUAAAGAGACGAGAAGCACGAGCAAAACUUGAAGCUGAAAUCAAACAUGCAAAAGCCAAAAAGCCAUACCUACACGAAUCACGUCACAAACAUGCUGUGAGGAGGCCACGAGGUGCCGGAGGACGAUUCUUGACUGCCAGUGAAGUUGCUGCUUUAGAUUAUCAGAAGCGUGAAUCGGCUGAAUUGGCUGACUUGCAACGUGAGAAGGCGGCUGAAAAUGGUGGGGCUCCUGCUGAUGCUUCUGGUUCUGUUUCUGAUGCUCCUCCUCAUGGCGACUCAAUACAAGGCGGUAGUUCUGAACGAGGUACUGAUGGGAUUUGA
Messenger RNA from Synchytrium microbalum, 618 nucleotides. RefSeq lists its product as uncharacterized. Gene Ontology annotation, molecular function: RNA polymerase II cis-regulatory region sequence-specific DNA binding; DNA-binding transcription factor activity, RNA polymerase II-specific. The coding region runs from base 1 to 618 and encodes 205 amino acids. The transcript has 4 exons. Gene Ontology annotation, cellular component: CCAAT-binding factor complex. The record is from RefSeq and is a predicted model, not a curated record. Gene Ontology annotation, biological process: regulation of transcription by RNA polymerase II. NCBI's taxonomy places the organism in Eukaryota, Fungi, Chytridiomycota, Chytridiomycetes, Synchytriales, Synchytriaceae.